GAAAAAUCGUUGCUUCUAUAAUGGACACAUACCAUGUGCUGGAGAUGAUAGGGGAAGGCUCAUUUGGGCGUGUCUACAAAGGACGCAAGAAAUUCAGUGGACAGGUUGUGGCCCUCAAGUUCAUUCCCAAGGUGGGCCGGUCAGAAAAGGAGUUACGAAGCCUGAAGAGGGAGAUUGACAUCAUGAGAGGGCUCAAACACCCUAACAUUGUGUUGCUGCUUGACAGCUUUGAGACUGAGAGGGAGGUUGUUGUUGUGACAGAGUAUGCAGAAGGAGAGCUGUUUCAAAUUCUAGAGGAUGAUGGAAACUUACCUGAGAGCCAGGUUCGUGAGAUUGCCUGCCAGCUGGUUUCGGCCCUGUACUAUUUGCAUUCUCAUCGAAUACUCCAUCGUGACAUGAAGCCGCAAAACAUUCUUUUGGGGAAAGGUGGAGUCGUCAAGCUGUGUGAUUUCGGUUUUGCCCGUGCCAUGAGCGUUUCGACUCUAGUCCUGACCUCCAUCAAGGGCACCCCUCUCUACAUGUCCCCAGAGUUGGUGGAGGAGAAGCCCUACGACCACACGGCCGACUUGUGGUCCCUUGGCUGCAUCCUGUACGAGCUCCACACUGGAGCACCGCCUUUCUACACCAACUCCAUCUUCCAGCUGGUUCAGCUGAUCGUCAGAGAUCCAGUCAAGUGGCCUGAAAGCAUGAGCCCGAGUUGCACAAGUUUCCUGAAGGGUUUGCUGACUAAGGACCCCCAGAAGAGGCUGUCAUGGCCUGGCCUCCUAAAGCAUCCAUUCGUCGCUGAUGGAGUUUUAGUGCUGUCAGACGUCAGCUCCAACAACCCCCUGACAGUGAGUCCCAGCCCGGACCAGCAGGCUCUGAAACUGCAGCAGGCGAAGGAGAAAGCAGUGCCCCGCUGUGGCGAGGGGAAGUUACUGCGCAAAGCCAGGGAGCAGAGAGACAAGAGCAAGACGGGCAAAGAGGAUUCUGCACCUGUGGGAAGUGCUCCUGUGGGAAGUGGAACUAGAGACCGUUCCAACAAGGCGCUUUUGAGGACAGCAAUGGAUGGAAGGACCCCUUCAAAGGAUGGCACGGUACCCACAGGUUUGACAGAUGAGGAUUCAGUAAAACCUUCCGUCAAUCUGCCAGUCGUAGACCAACCCCAAGCUGAUGACGAGCUGGAGGACAGGAGAGGUCCAAUCAGCAGAGACUACGCGCAGGAGUUUCCAUCUGUGGAGGUCGGGCCCAGACAAGUGCUGAAGCAGCGGUCGAGGGGCCAAGGCAGUCUGCUGUGUGUGAGGCUGGAGAACGAGGAUGUUGACAGCGAUGAGGAGUGGCAGAAUUUGGUCAAAGCAACGGACCCAGAGAGUCAGACCUCAGUGAGUUUGGAUGAGUCGCUCGUAUCCCGAGUGAAGGAGAGAUUGCAGGCGUCCAAAUCCCAGCUAUUGGAUGGAAUGUUGGAGGGGGCGUGCCGUAUCCGCCAGCCCCUGAAGGUCCUGAGUAACCUGCUGACCCUGAUUACAACUCCAGAGGACUCCCGGCAGGUAGCUCAGGAAAUGGGCCUCCCUUACUUCCUGUUUGACCUGAUCGAAGAAGUCUUGGGGAAUUCAGUCGUGAAGCAGCAGCCCUGGUGUGUGUCAGUGCUGGGAGACUGCUUGAUCACACUGCUGGUGUUCUGGGAGAGGGACUUUGACUGGGAAAACACAGGGAAAAGAUUGGAGGAGCGCAUUGAGCCCUUCGUGACGAUUCUCUUCCACCCUGACAUGGCCUCUGUUGCGGCUCUUUCGGCAGCCGUGCUGGCUCUGUUCACUCACCGCGGCGUGGCUGUGGAUCUCAGCGCCGAGAAGCUCGUGGCUGUGGUGGAGGGAACCUUGCGCGGCCCACUGGAGAGCUGUGUCCCCCCACCGCGAGGCUGGGGACCCGCUGACGGUCUCCUGGUGCUGCUCCUCCAGACACUCUCUGAGCGUGAAAACUGUCCGAUCUCAGAGUUUCUGGAUUCCAGCCUCUGGCGCCUCUUGUGGGUCAGAGUUAGCAAUACACUGGAGGAGAUGUCACCCAACAGGAAGUUAUUAUCCCUCACUGGUCUGCAAGUCUUCCUUUCUCUUGCUCUGUUUGUCUUCAUCAGGGACCCAUACAGUUGUGUCCCUUUGUUUGCCAGUGAUGAUAAAAUUCCCUGCCCACUCUCUGCUGUCUCCUCACAGCUGAUUGGUCAUGCCUCAGAGAAGGAAGUGUCCACAGAGCACAGGCCCGCCCACCCAUGGAGUGACCCCAACCCAAACAGCCUAUCGGUGAUGAGCUGUCACCUGCUGUGCUUCCCAUUUGCCCUUGAAGUGCCUGAUGUCACAAUGGAGAAAAUCCUCCAAUCGUAUCAUAGCUGUGACAUUAUCUCACGCCUGCUGCAGCUGGCCCUCUCUCUCCCACUCCAUCUCCUGGAGGUCCCCCUCUCUUUGCUGUGCCACCUCCUCCUCUGUGACCCGAGUCACUCCGUCCCUCUCUUCAUGUCCUCCGCCGAGACCUGUGGCUUCUUCCUGCCCCCUGCCAAGACGGGAGGGGACGACGGUGACAAAUCCCAGAGCGCCGAUGACGGACGGCGUGGCGAGACGGGCAAGCCUGCGGGCCGGUCGGUGAGCUCCCUCCUGGCUGCCUUCCUCCAGAGCGAGGCCCAGUCCAGCUGUGCCGUGGAGCUCCUCUCGCUGGUCUCCCAGGCGGCCCGCUGUUUGCUCCUCCCCCCUUUCUCCCUUCUGUACGUGGACCCCUCCGUCCUGAGGCUGGCCCUCGCCCACCCAGACGCCAGCAUCAGAGCCGCCACCUGCAGCCUGCUGGGUAACCUUACCCCGCUGGCGCCUCAGGCCCGCCGCGACCCGCCCCUCUUGCCGCUCUUCCGGGACCUGAUCAGCCGGCUCCAGGAUCAGUCUCUGCCCGUGCGGAGGGCAGCCUGCCGCGCUGUGGGCAACUGGCUGGGGCUGAUCGGACAGGCGGACUCCUGCGAGAGCUCCGACCUCGCCAAAGAAGCUGACGGUCCUUUUGCCGUCAACGCGAAGGCAAACCCAGGAACAACAACCGUCCAGGAGAAUCCAGCUUUGCCCUCGAUGCGUGCUGACCCAGAGUUUGGCGGAUGGGUGGAGUCGGCUCGGGGGGCGGCUCCAGCACUGCUGCCCCUCCUCAGGGAUCCCGAUCCGCUGAUUCGCCGGCACUGCUGCGCCGCCCUGGGCAACGUGGCCGCCGUGAAUGGGGGAGGAGCCGCCCUGCUGCAGUGCGACGCCCCCGGCCAGCUCCUCCAGGUCGCAUGUGCAGACUCCCAGGAUGCCGUGCAGCAGGCGGCAGUUGCCAGCCUCUGCCUCUUCGGCCAGCAGGAUGCGCUGCGGCAUGCUCUGGUGUGUUUGGACGCUGAUGAGAAACUACGUUGUGUUUCGCAGCAUGCAGCCUCACCGCGUCAAUACAGCAAGCUCGUUAGCAAACUCCGCCCCCCAGUGAGCCCUUAGAAUGCGCAAGCUCCACCACCAGCAGUCUGCCGGCCCAAGCGUUCAAAUGGCCGAUUGCAGCCUCGUUUCAUUUCGGUGGCUGUGGAAGCACGGAUAGGGACAGUUACGGCCCCAGAUCAGAAUCUCCCUGAAGGAGGAUU
Molecule: messenger RNA, 3604 nt
Organism: Megalops cyprinoides (Indo-Pacific tarpon)
Lineage: Eukaryota; Metazoa; Chordata; Actinopteri; Elopiformes; Megalopidae
Gene: stk36
Product: serine/threonine kinase 36 (fused homolog, Drosophila)
Biological process (GO): protein phosphorylation
Cellular component (GO): cytoplasm
Molecular function (GO): protein kinase activity; protein binding; ATP binding
Source: RefSeq, a predicted model, not a curated record